GUAUGGGGACUAUGUUCUUUAGAAAUUAAGCUGGGUAGUUAGCUUCUGAUGUACCAAAAAAAAGGAAAGACGCAGACUUUACUGUGGCAAUCACCGAAACCGCGCAAAAAUAAGUGGUUUAGCAGUGGACAACCCAAUAACGACAACUCUAAAUCGGACCAUUUGGCCAACCGGGUUUUGUAUGAUGGGACAGCAGAAGUAGGUGGAUCCAGAAGCCGACAUAUUGUGAGAUAAGCUUCCCGUGGAGGUCUCCUAGCGUUAACAUUAUUGCUCUGCCUUUAUUGGAGGAACUAGGAAGCUUCAUUGUGUUUCUCUGUGGCCCUCCCAAUGGUGUUUUACUAGAGUUUUGGGGUAAGUUCUCUUUUGGGUUUUCUUUGCUUUUGUUGAAUUCCAUCUGGCUGGGUGAAGAGUUUCCUCCAGGAUGUCCAGAUUUGUUGUUCCUACUGUGUUUUAUCUGGGUUUUGAGGUUGGUCAUUAAUAUUCAUGUAAGUGGUGAAAUUCUUUUUUGUAAUUUGAGGUUGGUUUUUCUAAUGAGGUUGUUCUUUGUUUCUUUAUGAAAUUUCAAAAGUUUCUGAUGUGAUUCUUCUCUUGUAUUUCAGACUGUGGAAGCAAUUUUCCUCUUUCACGCUUCAUGUUUUUGUUUUAUAGUCACUCUUACUUUUAUGAUAUUUUAAUAAUUCUGAUAUUUUUAUUCAGAGUUACGUUUAUCUUCUAACACGGUAAUAUUCUAUCAGUGGCGUUGCUUCCGUUCCUGGUGAUGUUACUUAUGAGAAGAAACUACCUUCUUUAGU
Molecule: messenger RNA, 791 nt
Organism: Rubroshorea leprosula
Lineage: Eukaryota; Viridiplantae; Streptophyta; Magnoliopsida; Malvales; Dipterocarpaceae
Source: the annotation of a GenBank genome assembly